UUCAACUGUGACGUCCACCAGCGAGGUCCGAGCCCUCAUGCUGAACAAUCCAUCUCUUUCCUACACUAUUCUUGACACUAGCCAAUCGCUAGGAUUGAGCCCGACCUUCUCCUCCGCUCUAGUACCCACACCCAUGACUGUCCCCAGCUGGGAACUUCUAUCUGACUUCGAAUUAAAGCGCAGUUAACGUUUGUGACCAGUUUUUCAAGGCAACUUUCAAGCACCCGAACUUAUUCCCAACGAAUGGGGGACAUACUCAAGGCACCAAUUCCUGACCUUCUCAACGCCGGGGUUGUUCAGUUGCAGGCGGGUCUCGAUGGUGGCCUCUUUACAAGCUUGGAACUUGUACGGAUGAAGUCAAUACCAAAGGCCCAUCUCUGCGAGCCGUGCUUGAGGUUAAUCCGAAGGCUACCAAGAUUGCCGAAGCAUGCGACGAAGAGAGGAAAACGAAAGGAAAACGAAGCCUCCUACAUGGCAUCCCUGUACUCUUGAAGGAUAACAUUGCUACAAUUUCCUCUGAAGGUGGUUUGCACUGCCGAGAGCAUCACGCUUCAGAAUUCUAACUCCUCACAGGAAUGAAUACUACCGCCGGAUCGUACGCACUCCUUGAUUCUGUUGUUCCCGAUGACGCUGGGAUCGUCAAACGCCUUCGCGAUGCAGGGGCAAUAAUUCUCGGAAAAACAAACAUGUCAGAACUUGCGCAUUUCCGGGGAAACGUCCCUUGUGGAUGGUCAGCGAGAGGAGGUCAAUGCACCAGUGCCUAUCAUCCACAAGGUGAUCCCUGUGGUUCAUCAUCAGGUUCUGGCGUCGCCACCUCUAUCGGACUAGCGACAGUAACGAUAGGCACAGAGACCGACGGAAGCAUUUGUUUCCCCUCCAGUAACAACAAUGUUGUGGGAAUCAAACCCACUGUAGGUUUGACUUCCCGUGCAGGAGUCAUUCCCAUCCCCUCAUCCCAAGACACGGUGGGUCCAAUGACCCGAACUGUUGAAGAUGCAGCAAUCACUCUAUCAAUCAUAGCAGGGGAGGACGAAAACGACAAUCGUUCACUCGCUCAGCCACGUCCUGUCCCGAAUUAUACCCAGGCCCUCAAGCGAAAUGCUCUUCAAGGCAAACGUAUCGGUGUCCCUCGGAUGAACAUUACGCGUGGUCAUUACGUGCAUGAUCCUUACUUAUGGGUCUCAUUCAAUGAAGCAUUGAGGACCAUUGAAGAUCUUGGAGCAACAGUUGUCGAUCCAGCCGAUCUCCCAUCUGCUGAAGAGAUAGGAUCAGGGGAGAAUAUCAUCUUGAAAAUUGACUUCAAGAUUGAGUUCAACCGGUACCUUGAGUGGCUCGAAGACGUGCCGACAGGCGUCCGCACUCUCACUGACUUGAUCAAAUUCAACAACGAACACAAAGACUUGGAGCUUCCAGAGCACUAUGACGAUCAAUCCAGGCUCAUUGCCAGCGAUGCUUCCUCCGGACGAGGCCCGGAGUGGGCGAAGGCCCUGGCUCUGAACAUGGAACAAGGGGCUACGAGAGGAAUUGAUGCCGUGAUGAAGGAACACAACCUGGAUGCUCUCGUGCUUCCAGCGUGUGACACCUCCACACCAGCGGCUUUGGCUGGCUAUCCUAUAAUCACAGUACCGCUGGACUUUUAUCCGGACGACACUACAAUAACGAAGUCAGGACCUAAAACGGUUUACCCUGCACCCGGACUACCUUUUGGACUGAACUUCGUGGGGACAGCAUUCUCUGAGUAUGACCUUAUUGGAUUCGCCUACGCUUUUGAGCAAAAGACGAAAGCAAGACUGAGAAGGACACCGUUCCCUGGUGCCAUUCCGAAAACCCAACUCAAGGACAUUCCCAGGAUGAACACUGACAAGACAUGACCUUUCACUUCAUUUGACACCGUUACUCAUAAAUCUCUGUUGUUUAUCCAGAUAGCUACGAAAGUCAAUGAGAACUAUGUACAAACAAUGAGAUCCUAUGAUCUGAAUAGUUAAACAUAUUAAAGUUUCGCCCGCAUCUCACCAUCCUUAUUCAUCCCUUCCUCUCUCAACUUUUUCGCUCGGAGAGCGCGUCCUGCCCGGCUGUUACUCUCCCUACCCAGCUUUGCAUUGAUCCACCAUCCAGCCUCUACUAAUUUAUCUAAAUCGAGAGUGCCAUUGCCGUAUUCUGAACCAGAAAUGCUGUACUGGGAACCACGCAGAGCAUAGACGACGUCUUCUGUCGCAACAUUCCCUGUAGCCCCUGGUGAGUAUGGACAGCCGCCUAAGCCACCCACGGCAGAGUCAAUUGUGCGGACGCCAUGAGAAAGUGCAGUGAAAACGUUGGCAAUUGCCGUUCCGUAGGUGUCAUGAAACUGUACUGCCAGCUUUUCAACGGGAAUAUCCUUCUUAACUUCCUCCAACAUUGUAGACACCUGUGCAGGUGUACCCAUACCCACCGUGUCUCCAAGACUGACUUCGUAACAUCCCAUCUCUAUCAACUCCUUCGCCACCUCUCUUACCUUCUCAGGGCUCACCGCGCCAGUGUAAGGGCAAGCGAUAGCCACGCUGACGU
Marasmius oreades (fairy-ring Marasmius) is the source of this 2544-nucleotide messenger RNA. RefSeq lists its product as uncharacterized. The record is from RefSeq and is a predicted model, not a curated record. The transcript is spliced from 9 exons. Lineage: Eukaryota; Fungi; Basidiomycota; Agaricomycetes; Agaricales; Marasmiaceae. The coding region runs from base 576 to 1871 and encodes 431 amino acids.